Molecule: messenger RNA, 3527 nt
Organism: Oreochromis aureus
Lineage: Eukaryota; Metazoa; Chordata; Actinopteri; Cichliformes; Cichlidae
Gene: socs3b
Product: suppressor of cytokine signaling 3b
Exons: 3
Coding region: 862-1554 (230 amino acids)
Biological process (GO): intracellular signal transduction; phosphatidylinositol phosphate biosynthetic process
Cellular component (GO): phosphatidylinositol 3-kinase complex
Molecular function (GO): 1-phosphatidylinositol-3-kinase regulator activity
Source: RefSeq, a predicted model, not a curated record
CUGAGUAUUUUUAAUGCUUUAAAGGCAGAUCUGAGUGUUAGAUGGAUGCAGAAGAAAAGAGGAGUCCUACAGUGCAUGCAGAAGCAUAUUAUGGUUAGUUAUUAUAGCGAGAAUAUGUGGAGUAUGUCUCUAAAACAUGAGCCAUAGCUGCGGUUUUAUAUUGUGCCAUAUGUGGAGCUUUUAACUUUUUCACCUUGUCGAGAAGGGAAUCCAGCAGCAGUACCAGGAAACAGCCCGGUAAAGGUCACGCUGAUUAUUUAUUGGCGAUCUGCCAAGAGCGGGCGCGAGCCCGCGCGUGUGUUCUUUUGCGUGCGUGAGCGUGCGUUCGUGUGUUUACUGGAAGAACCUCUGAACGGAGGGGGGCGGAGCUUUACGAACAUCGGCUUUACUCACUGGAAACAACCUCCAGUAAACCUCCUCCCCUCCCCUCCUCCCCCAACACACACACACGGGGAGUUCUCCGGCAGAUACCGCUGCCGACACAUUCCUCUGCUCGGUAAGGAAACCCACACGCUCUUUUGGAUACUUUUUUAUGGAUUUUAAUGCCUGAGUUAAUAUUUUUUCAAGCACUACUUUCGGGUAGUUUGCGUAUCUUUUCUUUUGGCGACGAGUGGCUGCGGCGCUGGGCUGAGUGUAUCCACAAGCUGUGUAUAGGUGCUCUCUACCAGCCCCUCUCUGGAUGCAUCAGACUCCUCUUCCCCGGGGCCCUGGACCCGGUGUGUGACCCCGCCAUCCUCACCCCGCUCCCCCCCUCGCCUCCCCUCUCGCUCUGCUGCCGACUCUCUUCCACCUGUCCAACCCGCCGCUCCUUUUCUGGGCCCCCUGCCUCUCGAUCAGCAGGGAGAGGCAGGGGGCCAUGGCAUGGCCAUGGUAACCUUUGCAGGACACAACCCCGUUGCCAUGAGCAGCGUCACCCCUCCAGAGGGCAGGGUUCAGGGGUCGAACUUUACCCCGCAUCAUUUCAAGCCCUUCAGCUCGCAUGAACACUACCAGCAGGUGAUGCGUGCACUGCAUAAGCUUCAGCAGAGUGGCUUUUACUGGGGAGCUGUCGGAGGCCGGGAAGCCAGCUCCCUGCUACGCUCUCAACCCCCUGGCACUUUCCUGGUCCGUGACUCCUCAGACCACCACCACUUCUUCACACUCUCUGUCCAGACAACUAAGGGAACCAAGAAUCUGCGAAUCCACAGUGAGGGAGGAGGCUUCUUCCUACAGCCAGACCCCCAAAAUACCCAGGAGCUCCCGCAAUUUGACUGUGUGCUGAAACUCAUAGCGCACUACAUGAGGAAGGGGCAGGAUACUGAAGGGACCAAGGAAGGGGCGAGUGGGGAAAAUCCAGGAGAGACAAAAACAAAGGCACACAAUGUUUAUCUGAUCCACACCGGUGGGGAGAAAAUCCCCCUGGAGUUGCGUCGACCCCUCUCGACUUGUCUCUCCAGCCUGCAGCACAUGUGCAGGAGGACGCUGAACAAUCAGGGCCUGGGAGCGUCUGAGCGGACUGAGCAGCUCCCGGACACACUUAGAGACUACCUGGAGGAGUAUGAUGCUCCUAUAUGACUGACAGGAACUGCGAAAGGUUCCACUGCAUGGACCAAGUGCCAGGAUUACAGCACGGACCAGCUCUCGGUGAAUGCGAGAUUGUCUGUGCGGACAUAAACUGACCAGACUGAGCCUUAAGUCCUAACAUGAGGUCAGUUUUCCAUGAUGAGGAGUGUGAUUUGGGUAACCGACGAUUACCUCGUCCGUCCUGCCUUGCAAAAAAACAAAAACAAAAUAAACAAAAACACUGACCACUCAAGUGAGUGGCAGAUGAAGCCCGAGGUCAAAGGUCAACGUUUCCUAUGACUGACUGAGACGCAGAGCAGUGCCUCGUAGAAGAUUAACCUGACUGGUCGAUAUUAACGAUGACAGCGAAGGCAUGAUCAAUGCACCACCGGUGAUAUCUUGGUGGGUUUAAUGUGCUUCAAAAGAAAGCUGCUGCUGUCUGCGUGACAUUUCCAACUGGACAGACAAACGGCAGUGGGUAGAGAGAGUGGAUGGAGCGGGGGGUGGGGGUUUCAGAGAAAAGGCAAAGUCCAAACGAGAGGGGCCCUGUACAGAGAACGCACAGGAUUUGUUUGUCUGAGUGUGAGCGUGAGUGUGUGUGAGUGUGUUUGUGUUGUGGUGGUGCACACAUUUCCAUUGCUGCUUCCCGCAAGUGUUGCCUCAUAGAUGGGGAGUGGGACGGUCAUGCACUCUAGCUCCACAUAUGCAAACACACACCCACACCCUCAAACACAGGUAUAGACCACAUGAAGGUUUUGUUAGCAUGGGAGUUUUGGGGGGAAUGGGGGGAGGUAAAAAAAAAUCAUUACUAAGCAUUUUCUUCUCCUAUGUGUUCCUUGUUCCUGAUCCAUAACCAUUUGACUGCCCAGCCCCCCCUCCCCCUGCCUUUUUGUUUCAGAGAUGCAUGUAUGCUUUGACAGUGACAGAAAACAGGCCGCUCUUGCCGAGACAAAAGCUUUUUUACCGGGACAAAAGCCCUGGCAUGGGACCAAACAAAACAGCAGAAUUUAUUUUUAUCCCGACUGGCUGGAAAAAUGUCAGCGACACUGUAAAGCUCCUUGGGGGAAUGAUGAUAAUGGUGAUGAUCCCAAAGAUGCGGAGAGGGUGAGGAUUUUAAAGCAGAGGGAGGAGUGGGAUUGGGAGAAGGAAACUGAAAAGGAGGGGUAGACUUGGGGGAGAAAGGUGGGAGGAGACAUACUGGUAUACAGCUAAACAAAAACUCUGAUAAGAGGAAAUGAUAGAGCACAACAGGACGCCGCUCCUGUAAAUAUAACUGCCCCGUGUGAGGGAAAAAAAGAUUUUAGCUGAGUCUUAUUUCUGUCUUAGAUUAUCAUCUCCGGCUCAUUUCUAUUUGUUAAAAUGCCCCAGUGUGUUUGAAUAUCUGUCUGCCUUCUCCUGUAACUUCAGAAAGGAUUUGUAUUUUUUACUUUUUUUGUCUACUUUUCCAUCAUAACCUCUGGAGGAGGAGAAGUGGACAGUUGGACUUGUCUGAAUGUUAAGGAUACACUACACUUUUCCCUCAAGUGAUUCUUAAAAAAGAAAAGAAAACAGUCUUUUGUAAACCAGAAUUCAAAACUUAGAUUUGAUCAAAAAAAGAAAAAAAAGGAAGUGCUUUUGCUGUUUGACCCGUACCUGUGAUCCAUAUUGGAGUGGCAGCCUUUUGUUUUUUUUCUGUUUGAGCUCACAUGGCCACUCGAGGUGAGGGCGGCACACUUUUUUUGGUCAAAUCUGGGUCACAUCAACACAAACUCUUUUUUUUUUUUUUUUUUACAUGUGUUGCACUGGUGGACCACGUGUAUGUGAAUCAUAUUGUCUUUUAUAAAGACUCUCUCGCAACAGGCUGGCCACUAGUCUGGCAAUACAAGCUGUAAUACCUGAAAUGACAAAACAUUACAGAAAUAAAUGAAAAGGAACGUUGCACAUAUUUAUAUUUCUAAAAUAUUUCAAUAAUUUAUAUUAAAAAGCACUAUUUUUACAAAAGUCAA